UUUUCUUCUCCCUUUCCUUAUCCUUGUCCCUAGUCCCUACCCACACGCACCCCGCUCGACCAAGCUCCCGCGCCCGCGGCCGGCGCCCUCACGCUCCCGCGGCUGGGCCUGGCGCCCGCGCCCGUGGCCGUGGUCGGCGCCUCCAAUCUCACAGCUUGGCUCGGGACCAAGAGGCGAGGGAUACGCCCUGCGCGAGUGCGCGCUCGGCAGAACGAUGCCGCUGCACUGUUCCCUGCCCGCGACCUGUUCGGCGUUGUGCCUGCGAGCAGCGGCGCGGCCUGACCCCCGCUGUCCGAGCUCCCACGCGCGCCUCGUCGGCCUAGCUCUUUCUCGCCCGCGCCACCAGAGGCUCGUGCACACCGGCUGCGCGCGGGCCGGGACGAGCGACUCUAAGGCCGUGCAGCUGGUGCUGGGCGGCCGUGCGCGCAGCGACGAUGACGACACUGACUCCGAGUCCAGCGAUGGCGAGGACUCCCAGGAUCGGAUGACGGACGAAGAGCGGAAGACGCUGCGCCGGAAGAUACGGGAGAUGAUGGACCGCGUCCCUGAAACGGCGGGGCUGACGGACCCGGAGGAGCGGAGGGCCAAGAUGCGGGAGCUGCUGACCAAGUACGAGCUGGUGGUAGAGGAGGAGGACCCGGACUGGCCCGAGGACGCCGAGGAUGGGAUGGGCUUCAGCCUCGGCCAGUUCUUCGACAAGAUCACCAUCAAGGCCGAGAAGAAGGACGACGCCGAGGAGGAUGAUGACUCGGGGUAUCAAAGCGACAAGGAGAUUGUUUGGGAGGAUGACAAUUACAUCAAGCCGGUGAGGGAUGUUAGGACACAGGAUUGGGAUGCGUCCGUGUUCACCGAUUUCGGGCCGAUGAUUGUGCUUGUGCAUAACAGAUAUAAGAGACCGCGGGAGAAUGAGAUGGCGAGGGCUGAGCUUACUAAGGCAAUUGAGAUGUUUUGGGAACACAAUCUGCCGUCACCAAGGUGUGUGGCUGUAGAUGCCUGUGCCGAGCCUGACCUUGUGGACGCGCUGAAAGUUUCUGGUUUCCCUGAGAUUCUCUUCACCAAUGCAGGGAGGAUAAUACACCGUGAGAAAGUUGUCCGGUCGGCGGAGGCAUGGUCGAGGAUGAUGGCGUUUUUCUACUACAAAGCAGCAAGGCCACCGUUCUUGUGUGAAGCAGAUGGGAAGGGUCAAGAAAAGGUUCCUUUGAUGUCAUGAGCACAACGUGGAGGCUUAGCUUUGUAGUACAACUAUUUUAGUGCUUCGAAGUUCGAAUCAAAUUUUUAGAAAAUCAAUGCAGUUUGUUAGAACUUCACAUAUGUCAUUAGGAAGUUUAUGCUGUUAGGACUAAGAGUUGAAACUUACAACUAUUAUGAGAAAAAUACAUUAAUCAGCCUCUUUUAUUACA
Molecule: messenger RNA, 1400 nt
Organism: Sorghum bicolor (sorghum)
Lineage: Eukaryota; Viridiplantae; Streptophyta; Magnoliopsida; Poales; Poaceae
Product: thioredoxin-like fold domain-containing protein MRL7L homolog, chloroplastic
Exons: 4
Coding region: 215-1210 (331 amino acids)
Biological process (GO): chloroplast organization; regulation of DNA-templated transcription
Cellular component (GO): chloroplast stroma
Source: RefSeq, a predicted model, not a curated record